AUGGAUUCAACGACAUCCACACUUUCGAAUAAAGUAGUUGUUCCAGGCCAAUAUAUAAUCCCGACUUAUAAAAUAGAUACUACUACAAAAAAACCAGUCAAUUUCAUAUGUGGGAAAGGAACUGUUAUUAAUCAUAUAGAAAUUAAAGAUUCUAAAACAUUACCAAUUAUAUGUUCAACAAUUGUUGGAAAAACUUACGUUACUAAAUUAGAUCAACAAGAAGAUUCAAAAGAAGUACCGACAUACAUAGUCAGUGUUUACCCAAAAAAUCAUCAACCAUUACAAUCUCAACAAGAAUCACAAUUAACAACAAUUAAUUCAAACAUAAAUUUACCAAAAGAAAAUGAUAUAGUAUUAGUCAAAAUUACAAAAAUAUCUCAAAAACAAAUAUGGUGUGAAAUAAUAAGUCUAGAUAAAUCAACAAUUUUAAAAGAUUCAGGUGUGGGAUCAAAUGGAUCUAUUGCACAUUCAUCAAUACCACCAGGUGGUGGAUCACAACAUUUACAUAAUCAACAAACUAUAGCAUCAUCCAUAACAACAACACCUCAAGCACAAAUUUAUGAUUUAGGUGAAAAUUUUAAAGGUAUCAUAAGAUCUCAAGAUAUAAGAUCAACUGAAAGAGAUCGUAUAGUUGUAGGUGAAUGUUAUAAACCUGGAGAUAUAGUAAGAGCAAUGAUUUUAUCUUUAGGAGAUGGAAAUAAUUAUUAUUUAACUACUGCAAGAAAUGAUUUAGGUUGUAUAUUUGCUAAAUCUGAAGGUGGAGCUGGAUCAUUAAUGUUUCCUAUUGAUUGGCAAAAUUUGAUUGAUUUAGAUUCUGGUAUAAUUGAAAAACGUAAAAAUGCUAAUCCAUUUGUAAUAAGUUAA
This is a messenger RNA of Lodderomyces jiufengensis, 864 nucleotides long. Its product is annotated as exosome non-catalytic core subunit. Gene Ontology annotation, molecular function: RNA binding. The transcript has a single exon. The coding region runs from base 1 to 864 and encodes 287 amino acids. Lineage: Eukaryota; Fungi; Ascomycota; Pichiomycetes; Serinales; Debaryomycetaceae. The record is from RefSeq and is a predicted model, not a curated record. Gene Ontology annotation, biological process: RNA processing. Gene Ontology annotation, cellular component: nuclear exosome (RNase complex); cytoplasm.